UCAUAGGUCACUGGGAGGAUGAAACAGAUGCAAAAUACUUAGAGCAGUGCCUGGCCUUGUAGCUUAGCCCACACUGCGGAAGCAGAAAUGCUCAUUAUCAUUGUUAUUCUAGAGGAGAUCCAGCCCUAUGCGGGGGUUGUAUCUGGCUGUGCCCUCUCUUCGGGUCUGGUGGGGUCUGGGUCCCCGGUCUCUGCUGAAUCGAGACCUUCUCGCCCUUCUAGAUGAAGAUGACAGUGAGCUGGAGCACGUCACUCCGUCCCUGGUUAAAGGUUAUCACUUGCUCCUGGAAACGGGAAAGGUCGGGGUUGGGGGGGGCAUGCCAGCCUCCCCUCUGCUGGAGGAGAUAAAGGAGGUCACUUGCCUUCUCCGUGACAGGUGGGGGGAACCCGGGGUGUAUAAAUGGGGGGCCAGGAGGCAGCAGAGACACAGACUCCCAGGGAGGUUGCGUCGCUGUGCCCCAGCGUCCCAGGUGUUCCUGUCCAGCAUGGCCAAGUGCUCGCUGCUGCUGCUGCUGGCCGUGUGGGUGCUGGCUGGGGAGCUGUGGCUGAGCACCGAGGCCCGGACAUCACCCUACGGAGUGAAGCUUUGCGGCCGGGAAUUCAUCCGGGCCGUCAUCUUCACCUGCGGGGGCUCCCGAUGGAGGCGGUCAGACAUCCUGGCCCAUGAAGCUACGGGUGACACCUUCCCAGACACAGACUCUGACACAGACAGCGAGCUGGAUGGGGCAGUAGCCUCCAGCGAGUGGCUGGCCCUGACCAAGUACCCCCGGGCUUUGUAUGCAGACCGACCUGGCUGGCAGGGAACUCCAGGGGCUCUGCGCGCUGUCCGUGAUGUCCUGGAUGGCCUCUCCAGCAACUGCUGCAAGUGGGGGUGCAGUAAGAGUGAAAUCAGCAGCCUCUGCUAGACCAGCCACCGGGUGGCCAGGGGCCCAGGGGCCAGCUGGGCACCUGACUCUGGCCCCUCAUGCGUUCAUUCAUCCGCAACUCAGGGGUCAGGCACUGUGCACUUGGACACGCCCCCCCCCCAUGACCCUGACCUUUGACCAGCCUCUCCUAAACCGGAGCAAACUUCCCCUACCUGGCCAAAUGGGAACCUCUGAUCCUGACCCCUGACCUCUCCUUAGGUCAUAUCAUGCCUUUGCCUGGCCUAUACUGUUCCCUGCCACAGUGGCGCCCCUAUUGUACUGAAACCGGCCACGCUGAGACCUUUGCCCAAACUGCGAUUCUCUCUUGCCCCAACUGUGGCCACUCUUCCAAAUUACGCCCCGGCUCCAUUCCAGCCUUUGCUCGUUGCCUUCUCCCUGCCUUCCAGCCCCUCCUCCUCCAACCCCACCGGCUGGGGUUCUAGAGCUGUGGACCCUAGAAUAAUGGUGGGGACCCCUGGGCUCCCUUCACCCAUCCUGGGGUGGGAGGCUCGGUGGGGGGGACCGAUCGGAACCUUCUUCGACCCCAAUAAUAAAAGUUCCAAAGGAC
Messenger RNA from Leopardus geoffroyi (Geoffroy's cat), 1472 nucleotides. It is a transcript of the gene RLN3, whose product is annotated as relaxin 3. Lineage: Eukaryota; Metazoa; Chordata; Mammalia; Carnivora; Felidae. Gene Ontology annotation, cellular component: extracellular region. The transcript has 2 exons. The coding region runs from base 128 to 904 and encodes 258 amino acids. The record is from RefSeq and is a predicted model, not a curated record. Gene Ontology annotation, molecular function: hormone activity.